AUGACCACGCCUGUUUCUUCAGAUGCCUCGGCGCUCGCACAGGUUUGCUUCUACGAAAACGAGGCUGCUGGAGAGAGACGUGUCCCUCUAACAACAUCCUCAACAUGGAACCAGCCUGAAUCGGCCAAGAGUCCACCCGCCGAGCCUGUCAUCGGCCACAUGGGUCGACUCGUUCUGAACGACCAACAGGUCCCCAUGUUUGCAGGUUCUUCCACCGGCGUCCACUUCAUCAGCCAGGCCGAGCAAAAGCUUCAGAUGCUCAACAUCCACCCCGAGUCUUUGCCCAGCCGGGUAUACAGUCUGUACCUGAACAGCGUCUGCAACGCCCCCCCAACAGAUCCCUCCCCUCACCUCGCCGCCAGCUUCAUCGCCCACUUCCCACCCAACGCCGAGCACAUCAUCUCAAACGCAAUAGACCAGUGGACGCCCCUCUACCCCAUCGUCCACAAACAAUCCACCCUCGCCGCCUUCCGCUCCCUGCUCCAAACCCCAAACACCGGCGACCACCUCUGCACCAUCUACCAAACCCUCAUCCUCCUCGCCCUCGGCAGCGUCGGCUCGCCAUGCAGCAACCCGACCCCCCACCCCCACCACUUCCUCUGCUCAUCCGACCCCUACUACGCCCUCUCCACCGCCCUCACCGCCAACCUCCUCGAACACCGCCCCUGCCUCCCCGCCCUGCAGGCCCUCGUCCUCGCCCAGAUAUACCUGCAGCUCUCGGCCCGCUACCCGGCCGCUUCGCACCUCUGCGGCACCGCCGUGCGCCUGGCCCAGACGCUGGGCCUGCACCGCCAUUCCGCCCGCUUCAAGUUCGACGCGCCCACGACCGAGGCCAGGCGGCGGGCGUGGUGGUGCGUCUAUGCGCUGGAUGCGUUUGCGUCGGCGCACCACGGGAUGCCGAGGCUGAUUCGCGAUCGGGACGUCGAUGCGGACAUGGUGACGAGGGUGGAGUGGUAUCGGUGUGAGGGGGAGGGGGCGGCAGGGAGAGAAGGAGAAGGAGAAGGAGAAGGAGAAGCAGCAGCGCGCAUCACCGGCCCGCGGUCUCACGAGCCCGCAGGUGCUUCGUCGUCGUCGUCCUUCCCCCUCCCCGGCGAACACACGCCCAUCGACUCGGCCAUCGCCCUCUUCAAGCUCGCCGCCGUCCUCGGCCACGCCCUCGAGCUCCUCUACACCACCACCCGCCGCCGCGGCAGCGACGCCGUCCGCACCAUCGCCCGCCUGCAGGCCCAGCUCGACGUCUGGGAGCAGCACCACUUGGCGCCUCUUCUCCUCCUCCGCGCCACCAGAGGCGGCGGCCGUGACAGCAGCAACAACAACAACGUCGUCGACGACGACGACGAUUCCCCCCCUCCCGCGGGAGGCCGACCCGCUGGUGGUGGUGCAGACGUCGUGAGCAUCGUCGCCACCACCUUCCUCCGCGCCGCCCUCUGCAACGCCACCGUCCACGUCCACCGCCCGGCCCUCGCGUUCACGGCGCCGCAUCCGCAGUUUGCGGAUAGCUUGCGCGCGUGCGGGCGCGCGUCGGCGGGGUUGGUUGGGUUGUUGGAUGGAGCGUUGGGCCGGUCGGCGUCGACUGUGAGUGGAAUAGGAGGCGGCGGCUCUACCACCACUGCUGUUGUGAUGGCGACGCUGCUGUAUCCGAAUGGGUUGCACAUGCUGUGGCAGGCGGGGUUGACGGUGUUGUUUGCGUGGUGGAACGGGGUGGGUGGGGAUAGGGCGGGGGAUGAGGCUGUGGUGGUGAAGUGCGCGGAGGUGUUGAGGAGGUUGGCGGCGGGUGCGAGCGGCGGUGGUGGUGGAGAGGGUGAUGAUAGCGUGAGGAAGUGCGCGGACGUGUUGGAUGUGCUGCGGGUGAGGACGUUUGGGGACAAGGCGCGCAGGAAGGAGAAAGGGCUGGGAGUCUUCGCCGCCGCUACUGCUGCCUCCGCCUCAGCCGCUGAGACGACGGGGUCCCGGCCAAGGAGCCCGGUGGAGGAACUGCUGCCGCCUGAGCAGCAGAUGCAGUGGAAUGUGUGGGAUUGGCCGAUGGCGAGUGCGUUGGAAUUGGCGAAUACGCUGGACGCGAUGCCGCUGGAUUUGGACUUUGAGGGGGGUGAUCCCUCGUGGUAG
This is a messenger RNA of Diplodia corticola, 2106 nucleotides long. Its product is annotated as transcriptional activator protein. The coding region runs from base 1 to 2106 and encodes 701 amino acids. Lineage: Eukaryota; Fungi; Ascomycota; Dothideomycetes; Botryosphaeriales; Botryosphaeriaceae. Gene Ontology annotation, molecular function: DNA binding; zinc ion binding. Gene Ontology annotation, biological process: DNA-templated transcription. The transcript has 2 exons. The record is from RefSeq and is a predicted model, not a curated record.